GUCACAUGACCUGUAACUUGCAUGAGAAAAACGAAGUUCAGCUCAGCCGCGCUUGUUCAAAACACUACACUUUGACUCGCUUUGGGACAAAUAAAAUUCGAGAAAAUGGCGUCAGAUGAUGGGAAGUCAGCCUUAAAUCAGCAGCUUUGCAAGGACUUUGCAGAUAUUACCGGGACUGAUCCUGAACUGGCUUUGUAUUAUCUGGAACAAAAAUCUUGGAAACUUGAGGAUGCUGUCAACAUGUUCUUUGACAGUAAUCGACCAAGCAGACCAGAUGAUGACACCAGUCAGACUGUAGAGGGGGUGGAGUCUGCUAAAGACGAAGGGGGUGGAUCUCAAGGCAAUGCUCCUGCAAAACAAGAAGCAGCAGUCACCACAGAUCUCCCAUCUCAAGCUUCAUCAUCAGAGGUCAACGACCUGACAUCCUCCUCCAAAAGAUUCCGUCUCAUUACGUGGAAUAUUGAUGGUUUAGAUCAAAGCUGUCUCAAUGGUCGAGCACAAGCUAUAUGCCGAAUCCUUAAUAGCUUCAAUCCAGAUGUCAUCUUCCUUCAAGAAGUCAUCCCUGAGACUUGUAAGCUCAUCUGCUCUCAACUCAGCAACUACAAACCCUUCCCUGCCUCCGACCACGCCUACUUCACUCUCAUCCUUCUAAAGAAGAGCACAGUCACAUGCUUGUCUUCCAAGAUUGAGAGUUUUCCUGAUUCAGCAAUGCUGCGAGCUUUACAAAUUGUAGAUUGUAAGUGUGCAGGCCUUGAUCUCCGUCUCAUGUCAUCUCAUCUUGAGAGCACAGGACAACCAAAGGCAAUCGAGGAACGACAGAAACAAUUCUCACGAGCUGUAUAUCUGAUGAAGACAGCUCCUGCAGAACAUACUGUCUUCUUUGGAGGCGACACAAAUCUACGAGACAAGGAGGUGGCAAGGUUUGGCGUACCGUCUUACAUCCAUGACGUCUGGGAGAUGUGUGGCUCCCCAUCUGGAGCAAAAUACACUUGGGAUCUGACCCAAAACGACAACCUCGACUGGCCACACCCGAACCGACCACGCCUUCGUUUCGACCGGCUGUUUUUGAGACACCCAAAGACGGCACCGAGACUUGAACCAAAGACAUUUAAUCUGCUAGGCACUGAACGGCUGCCGUGCCAUAAGUUUCCAAGUGAUCACUGGGGCAUCGUCUGCGAUUUUGAAGUGACGUCCUCAUAAUCCGCAACAGAAGGUUCGCCUUCUAAAAAAUUUAAACCUCUGUCAUCUCUUGCAUCAUGAAUGUUUCAUUCUCCUCCAUUGUCUUCUCUGUAGUAUUGAUUGACUUGUACUUGAGGGAAACAAUUGAUAUGCAAUGAUUUUCAUUUCAAAACUUUGCAGCAUAAGAGUGUCUUAAAUAUUCAUUGAGUCAUGAAUGCACAUUUUUGCAACUCAAACACUUCCAAAUAAAUUUACAAAAACGAUGAUAAAUUAUUUAAUUUUGUUAAAAAUCAGUUGUUUUAUUGUACAAGAAUUGCCACAAUAAAAAUGGCUAGUUACAUGUAAAGAUGUAAUUCAUUUGUUACAAAACCUAAUACCAAACACUAAAGUGUAUUCUGCAAGAGCUUGAAAAAUGUUUGUCAUUUUUUACGUCUGUGACAAAAUUUGUAGGCAUUUUUUAAAAAUUUUAUUUAAUUCCUGUCCAAAACUAGGAAACCUGGUUUGAAAGAAUGAUAAAAACUAUGUUUAAAUCUGUGUAAAAAAAUUUAUGACCAAAUGUUGUUUUAACCCAGUUUUGAAUACUGGUGGGAAUGUGUCGUGACUAACUGUUAUCACGAUACAGUACGGUGUGGUGGUCACUGUAGACUGGUGCCUAGUCUGUAACAUUUAAAAAGUGUGUGUACAAGUCUGGUACAGUGGACUAUCGUUAAUACAAAAUCAGCCCGACCUAGCCAAAUGGGACCCGUUUGGAGCUUAAUAUCAGAAAUUGUCAUGUUGCAGUAGAUCGGCAAGCCAAAAUUUAAAGGGGUGGUCAAUUAUUUGUUUCCAUGGGAACCUUAUCUGUAAGUCCUGUUUAACCUUUCUCCAAUUUUGUUGUUCAGUCAAAUGUCUUUCAAACCUAUUAUCAUCCCGUUUUUAUCAGUUGACUUUUUAUAUUUUUUAACUGUAGGAUUUUUAAAUGCCAUUUCUCAAGAAUCAGUUUCCCAACUUCAGGUAAGUUGGUGGUUAAUAUUUCCAUUACUCAGUACCCCUAGAUGUUACAAACCAUUGGAAAGCUCUUGUUCUACAGCAUCCAAAUAUAUAAAUAUCUCAAUUCUUAAAAUAAAAUCUGACUUUAAGCUUAUUUUGUGUUGACAGGUCAUAAAUGUUUGUCGCAUCCAGAAUUGUGUAUUAAGUGCACAUAAAUGCACAGUCGGGACCAAAGCUCAAUGUUCACUAUAUUCAGAAUGAACAGAAUUUGUAUUGUACCAAGAGUCAACUGUCAGUGUGAAAUAAAACGGAGUAACGGAACAUGUAAA
Patiria miniata (bat star) is the source of this 2477-nucleotide messenger RNA. It is a transcript of the gene tdp2, whose product is annotated as tyrosyl-DNA phosphodiesterase 2-like. The coding region runs from base 106 to 1200 and encodes 364 amino acids. Lineage: Eukaryota; Metazoa; Echinodermata; Asteroidea; Valvatida; Asterinidae. Gene Ontology annotation, biological process: double-strand break repair. The transcript is spliced from 6 exons. The record is from RefSeq and is a predicted model, not a curated record. Gene Ontology annotation, cellular component: cytoplasm; PML body. Gene Ontology annotation, molecular function: single-stranded DNA binding; 5'-tyrosyl-DNA phosphodiesterase activity; protein binding.